CUAGCAGACGGUUAGUGACAUCCGAACGUUCGAUGGACAAGAUACGGCCACGCCGUGUGUAGGUAUAACUAACGGUACACGGUGUUUGCACCAGUACACCUGUAGUCGUCAUACGAGACCAGUGUAUUCAGUACAUUAGUGUUAAUCAUCAAGAAAAGUUGUUUAUAUUCCGUUAAUUCGAGUCAACAUCAUGAAUUAUAUUUUGUGUAUUUUAUGUGCGACUUGUAUAUGUAUCGCCUUUGCUAAUGGACAGUCAAUGUUGUUCCCGGAAAAUGAAGAAACCACUAAUGGAACGGAAUCUUCGGGAAAUAGGAGUGGCAAGAACUUGUUCAAUUGGCUGGGCAGUUUUGCUGAUGAAGGCGCAGAUCCUUAUCUGUCUAUGGCUAAUGGAGCAUGUUUACAAGGUGAUAUGACUGAAUGUUUCAAAGCUAGAGCUUUGUCUGGUCUUGAUGAGUUUUUUGUCAAAGAUUCUUAUCGAUUAAAUGAUAAUGUACGAGUAAUACGUAUGGCACCCGAUGAUAGUGAAUAUCGUUCAAAUAGAGCAUUUGAGUUCUCUUCGGAACAACGAGUUGAGGACUCUGAAUGGGACAAGUUAGUUAAAUUUGCAAUGCGAAAAGUUGAAAAAUUCCUUAGGUCUACAGCAGUUGAAGUUAACGUACCCGAUGAACUCACUGAAGGAGGAAGGUACUCACCAAGGUUUAUUGAUGAAAUAUCGUCCGAGUUAGAUACCAUAGAAGACAAAAAAGGCAGCUAUAUAAGUAAGAAAAAAGUUAAGAAACUUUUGGUUCCAUUGUUAAUUGUGUUGAAAUUGUUCAAAUUGAAGUUAUUAUUGUUCCUUCCUCUUAUUCUUGGAUUGGCUUCCUUUAAGAAGUUUUUAGGAUUCAUGGCUUUAGUUGUACCUGGACUGAUCGGAUUUUUUAAACUCUGUAAGCCUGAUUUGCAACACAACUAUGGAACUUUUGGCCAUAGCAGUUUCUAUAAAAGACCUUCAAACUCCGGUCCACCUUCCGGCCCUAUUUAUACUCCUUAUCGUGAACAAGAACCACCACAAUAUUUACAAGAAGAAGCUUACGGCCAGCCUUAUAAUAGACCAGCUCGAGCUCAAGAAUCCGUGGAUCCUAAUAGUUUCCGUCCUUCGAGUUCCGUUGCUUUUAGAGAGGAAGCACAUGACCAAGCGUACAGUGCAUACAAGCGUCAACAAUAACGUGAAUAUUUAAUCAUAUCCAUAAAAAAAUAAAAAUUAUAACACUCGAAAAAGCUUUCAUAAGAAAUGUUUUUAAUUGUUUGAGUACCAUAUCACUUUGACCUUUUUUUUCUACAUAUAUUGGGGUUACCAUAUAAUGAUAGAAAUAAUUGUUUAACAUUACUUUUAAUAAUAUAUUUUGUGAUAUCAAUUUAAGGACUACUUAAUUUUAGAAUUUUGUUUAACUUAGUGUUAUUAAAAUAAUUUUUUAAUUAUUAUUAUAUUAUUUAUUUAAACAUUAAAUGUAUUAUUUGAUUUCCUUUGUAUAACGCGAAGAUCAAUUAUUGUAUAAAUUAUUUUUUAUAUAUUAUGUUUUAUGAAAACUACGAAGUUAUUAUUCAAAUUAUGUAAAAA
Messenger RNA from Daktulosphaira vitifoliae (grape phylloxera), 1597 nucleotides. RefSeq lists its product as uncharacterized. The record is from RefSeq and is a predicted model, not a curated record. NCBI's taxonomy places the organism in Eukaryota, Metazoa, Arthropoda, Insecta, Hemiptera, Phylloxeridae. The transcript is spliced from 2 exons. The coding region runs from base 191 to 1204 and encodes 337 amino acids.